Chrysemys picta bellii (western painted turtle) is the source of this 2570-nucleotide messenger RNA. RefSeq names its product thromboxane A synthase 1 (gene TBXAS1). NCBI's taxonomy places the organism in Eukaryota, Metazoa, Chordata, Testudines, Emydidae. The record is from RefSeq and is a predicted model, not a curated record. Gene Ontology annotation, molecular function: iron ion binding; steroid hydroxylase activity; oxidoreductase activity, acting on paired donors, with incorporation or reduction of molecular oxygen.
UUUCCUCCGCUGAGGUCAGAUUUCCAAGCACCUGUCCCUUUGGAGGGAAACCGAACUACAUUCUCCACCACUCCCUUCGGGUUGUCACGAUGCAGUUGCUUGAUAACAAGCCAAACAGGAAGUGAUGAGAGCCACAUGGGAGAGAUGUAAAGGUUUUAUCUGUUAUUGAGGAGACUUCCCCAUCAACCUCAAGCCCAGCAUUGUGUAGUGAAGGAAAAUGGAGCUUGCAGAUCUCUUGAAAUUUGUCUUCAUGGAAAUCAAUGGAACAACAGUAACAGUGGCUCUGCUGGUGAUCCUCCUAGUGUUACUCUAUUGGUACUCCACCUCUUCGUUCUCCAGGCUGGAGAGGGUGGGUAUCAGGCAUCCUGCACCUUUGCCUUUCAUCGGAAACCUGCUGUUCUUUCGCCAGGGCUUUUGGGAAAACCAUACAAAACUGAUCACGGAGUAUGGACCUGUUUGUGGAUACUACAUCGGUCGGCGAAUGUACGUGUUGGUGUCCGAGCCAGAGAUGAUCAAACAUAUCUUAGUGAAGGACUUCAGCAACUUCACCAACAGAAUGACACCAGGCUUGGUUACCAAGCCAGUAAUUGACAGCAUUCUUUGUCUGCGGGAUCAGAGGUGGAAAGAAGUCCGGAGCAUACUGACCCCGGCCUUCAGCGCUGCAAAAAUGAAAGAGAUGACUCCACUAAUAAACCAAGCAUGUGAUGUCCUGCUGAGUAACUUGAAGGUGUAUGCAGAUUCUGGCAAGGCUUUUGAUAUCCAAAGGAGUUAUGGCUGCUUCACCUUGGAUGUCGUCGCUAGCGUGGCUUUCGGUACCCACGUGGAUUCUCAGAAGAAUCCUGAUGAUACCUUUGUUAAGAACUGCAAAAAAUUCUUUGAAUUUUCAAUGCUUAGGCCCAUCCUAAUUCUAAGUAUUGCAUUUCCAUUCAUAAUGAUCCCACUGUCCCGGAUUUUGCCAAACAAGAGUCGUGAUGAGAUGAAUGGAUUUUUUAUCAAAGCCAUUAAGAAUAUGAUUGCCUUGAGAGACCAACAAGAUGCAAAUGAGAGGCGCAGAGAUUUCCUCCAGUUGAUACUCGAUGCCCGCAGCUCUACUAACUACAUCGGUGAGGAGUACUUUGACAUAGUCAACCAAGCUGAUGUUUCCAUUCAGGACCAUAAGCCUCCUGUUGACAAGGCCCUGCCUAAAAAGGUUCAGAAGACAUUGUCUGAGGAUGAGAUAGUAGGCCAAGCCUUCAUCUUCCUGAUUGGUGGGUAUGAGACCACCACCAAUGCCCUCUCCUUCGCCACCUACUUAUUAGCCACCAACCCGGAGUGCCAGGAGAAACUGCUGCAGGAGAUAGAUGAGUUCUCUGGAAAACAUGAUGUCCCUGACUACCAAAAUGUCCAAGAGCUCCCUUACCUGGAUAUGGUGAUUGCAGAGACACUGCGCAUGUACCCACCUGCAUUCAGGUUUACUCGGGAGACAUCGAAGGACUGCGUAGUGAUGGGACAGCAUAUUCCAGCUGGCGCUGUAAUAGAAAUUGCAGUUGGACCUCUACAUUAUAACCCUGAGUUCUGGCCAGAACCUGAGAAAUUCAUCCCUGAGAGGUUCACAGCGGAGGCCAAACUGCAGCAGCAUCCCUUUGCAUACCUCCCAUUUGGGGCAGGACCUCGCAGCUGCAUUGGCAUGAGGAUGGCUUUGCUGGAGAUCAAGAUGACCCUGCUCCGGAUCUUGCAGAAGUUCAGAUUUGAAACCAGUCCUGAGACCCAGAUUCCUUUGCAGUUGACAUCUGUAUCGUCAUUAGCACCAAAAAACGGAGUCUAUGUUAAGAUAAUACCUCGAUAGAGCAAAAACCCCAUUCUGAAAGCCUCCAAGGAGGUGAUCCAUUGCUCAGUGGCUCACUGAUAGAUUGGGGGUAACAUUUUCAAAAGUACUUAAGUGAUUUGAGAGCCUAAAUCUCAUUGAAAGUCAAUGGGACUUUAAAUGUGUGGGCCAAAAUCCUGCUGACUUUCAGUGAGACUCAGGCUCCUUAAGUACUUUGGAAAGUUUUACCUAAGUUUUACCCAAGCACAUUACUGUGAAUAGUAUCUGAAAAAGCCUCCCACUUUUCAUCAGCCUUAGUGGUCAUAGCAGGGCCCACUUCAUUUCACAUCUACAUGGGAGUUUGUCCAGGCUCCAAUGUGACAAUCUUACCAGUCUGCACUUCCUCACCUUCAGUAGAUUUCUAUAAUAUGUUGAAUGAUAGCUUGUUAGCUAACACCUUUUAACAACAGCCCUUUGUCACAAUAAACUCUGAAGGGCAACAUAUGUAGUGGUAACAGCAAGGACUAGGAAUCAGGACACCUGGGUCCUACUCUGAACUCUGCUAUUGACUGAUCUUGAGCAGACAGCCUAACCUCACUGUUUCUGUCAAAUGAAGAUAAUGCUUACUCAUCUUUUGUAAAGCUCUUUGAGACAUUUGGAUGAAAUUUGCUAGUAUUAUUAUCUAACUUUUGUUACAGUGGAUUUAAAAAUAAUGGUAAAUGUCUGUACAGCACUUAAGUUCCUAUAAGCAGGACCAGACCAAAGAAUGUUGUAGACUGCUAUUACA